Molecule: messenger RNA, 165 nt
Organism: Meriones unguiculatus (Mongolian gerbil)
Lineage: Eukaryota; Metazoa; Chordata; Mammalia; Rodentia; Muridae
Product: short transmembrane mitochondrial protein 1-like
Exons: 2
Coding region: 1-165 (54 amino acids)
Source: RefSeq, a predicted model, not a curated record
AUGCUCCAGUUUCUGAUGAAGUGUGGGUUUACUUUGGGCAACGUGGUUGAAAUAUACCUAGCUCAGAACUAUGACAUGUCAAACCUGGUUAAAAACAAACAAAUAAAAAUACUUCAAUACAUUAAAAAGGACCUGGAAGCCAAGAAGAAAGCCCCACGUUCCUGA